GAGCCGAGCAGGUAGCGGAGCCUCGUGUGAGAGGUGCGGAUCCCGGGAGAGGCAGCACCGGCCAGGGCCAGGGCCGGGGAUUGGGAAGGGCAAGGGGAGGAUCAGUCGGCAUUCCCGGCCUAGUUCCCCGCCUCGGCGCCAGGGAGCAGACAUGGCCCAGAACCUGAAGGACUUCGCGGGGCGGCUGCCCGCCGGGCCCCGAGGCAUGGGCACAGCGCUGAAGCUGCUGCUCGGGGCCGGGGCCGUGGCCUACGGAGUCCGGGAGUCCGUGUUCACUGUGGAAGGUGGGCAAAGAGCCAUUUUCUUUAACCGAAUUGGGGGUGUGCAGCAGGACACUAUCCUCGCAGAAGGACUGCAUUUCAGGAUCCCCUGGUUCCAGUACCCCAUCAUCUAUGACAUUCGUGCCCGGCCCCGCAAGAUCUCUUCUCCCACAGGCUCCAAAGACCUUCAGAUGGUAAACAUCUCCCUUCGAGUGCUCUCCCGACCCAAUGCCCUGGAGCUCCCCAGCAUGUACCAGCGCCUAGGUUUGGACUAUGAGGAGCGUGUGUUGCCCUCUAUCGUGAAUGAGGUGCUCAAGAGUGUCGUGGCCAAGUUUAACGCCUCACAGCUUAUUACGCAGCGGGCCCAGGUGUCCUUGUUGAUCCGGCGGGAGCUGACAGAACGGGCCAAGGACUUUAGCCUCAUUCUGGACGAUGUGGCCAUCACAGAGCUGAGCUUCAGCAGAGAGUACACAGCUGCAGUAGAGGCCAAGCAAGUGGCUCAGCAGGAAGCCCAGAGGGCUCAGUUUCUGGUGGAAAAGGCAAAACAAGAGCAGCGGCAGAAGAUCGUACAAGCUGAGGGGGAAGCUGAGGCUGCCAAGAUGCUCGGGGAAGCUCUGAGCAAGAACCCUGGCUACAUCAAACUUCGUAAGAUCCGGGCUGCCCAGAACAUCUCCAAAACUAUCGCGACGUCUCAGAACCGCAUCUAUCUCACCGCUGACAACCUUGUGCUGAACUUGCAGGAUGAAAGCUUCACUCGGGGAAGUGACAGCCUUGUCAAGGGCAAGAAAUAGAGACCUCCUCCUGACCUCAAGAGAAAGCUGAUCUCUUCCUCCAUGAGUUAGUCUUGGAUGAACCGGCAGAUGGGUCCACCUCCCUUGCCCCACCAUCAUGUGACUUUCCUCCACCACCUGUUCCCCAACUCAUUGGAUAAAUGAAGACUGACAGAUGUUCCUUUCCCUAAUCCCCCUCCCCAUAUUUUUGCUGGGGGUCUGGGGUAUAAGGACUGUGUGAUUUCUCAGUGAUUUCCUCUCUAGCUGGUUUUCUUCCAAGGCCGGGAGGAGAUAGCAGCUAUCCCAGGAAUUCUCAAUAAAUUUUUAUUACUAAAGUGGAA
Messenger RNA from Phascolarctos cinereus (koala), 1371 nucleotides. The record is from RefSeq and is a predicted model, not a curated record. Lineage: Eukaryota; Metazoa; Chordata; Mammalia; Diprotodontia; Phascolarctidae.